CUAACUGCUGGUCCCAAGAUAAUUCUUUUUUUAAAAAAAACAAGUGGGUGAGACGUGAACGCGCAGGGGUGGGGCGAGGCACGGCGGCCAGCAGGCCGUCCGUGUUGGGGAGCAGGUGUGCCCGGUUGUGCCGGAGCCCCCGUGGAGGUGGGCAGGGAAGAAGCGCAUGGUGGGCCUGAGCAGGCAGCCCUGGUUAGUCUCCACAGUGGGGUCUCCCUAGCAACGGGGACUUCAUGGGGGGACUCGGGACUCCCUCAGUAAGGGGUAGAUCCGGGAGGCGGGAAGAGCUCAGGACAGCAGGCGUGGCCGCAGGAGAGGGGCGCGUGUUCCGGGCGGCUCUGCACACAGGGCCGUCACACUGGGGCUCUUCACACCGCGGGGUCCGAGGCCAGGCCAAAGAACACGGUGAGGCCCUGCGACCCGACGGCGUCCCGGCAGCAGCGUCCGUUCUGGGGUUGCUAAGAGGCAGUUCCAGAGCUCGGCCGGAGCGCGGCCCUUCCAGGCGAUGGCUAAGAGACGGUUUUUCGGUAGGCGAGUUUGGGUCCGGAUCCGCAAGUGCUUUGUGAGGCUGCGUGAAAGCCUCCGGGAGUUCUGGAGUGUCACCGUGAAGGGCCUCUUCGUCGCGAGGGAGGAGGAGCACGUCUCUUCGACCGAGAGCAUUUUUCACAAAGACAAGAUCACGGCGCUCGGCCACGUGCUGAGGAAUGACUCUGUCCGCGUGGAGCGCAGGGCGCAGGCCGCGCAGAAGAUCGGGCUGCUGGCCUUCACGGGAGGACCCGUCGCCGGGAAGUUUGCAGCCGAGUACAUGAGGGAAGUGGCUGACUUGCUGCGGAAGCCGGAGGUGACCCCCAAGGCAAAGAUCCAGCUUCUCCAAGGCCUCGCCUGCUGGUGUUACUUGAACCCUGUCGCCCAAAGGAGGGCCAGGCAGCUGCAGUUUCUUCCGACUCUCAUUAGUUUUUUUGAAACCAGACUCGAGUCCACUAAGAAAAGUGAGAUCAGCAGCUGCCACCUCCUCAAGUUCUGGACGUGCUACUCGCUCUCCGUCAUGGCCUGCAACAACCUGCCUCUCAUCAAGGAGCUCAAGGAGAACGGUAUCCUCAAGUACCACCUGCAGGCCAUGGCCACCGAGAACUGGUCAGGGUGGUCCGAGAACUUUGCCGAGGUGCUCUACUUCCUGAUCGGCUUCCACAGGAGCUGAGUGCUCCGCACCGUGGUGACAGCUUCCUGUGCUACCGGGCUGCCCGGAGCCCCAGUAAAGGUCGGUCCACACUUGACUCUGCGCGCUUCCUUUUCAGGCUAGCGAUGGCCCGACGCGACGUUCGCAGCGCGGGUUCUCAUGGUUAGCUGGCACUGACCGCUCUCUGAACACCCGAGGGCCGACCCCACAGCCGGCGGUGAGGAGAGCUGGAUUCCGCAAGGCCGAUGGUUCACAUCCUGGCACGUGUGCGAGCGUGUGCCCCAAAUCCCCAGAUGGAGAAACGGA
Messenger RNA from Tupaia belangeri chinensis (Chinese tree shrew), 1483 nucleotides. It is a transcript of the gene ARMH2, whose product is annotated as armadillo like helical domain containing 2. The record is from RefSeq and is a predicted model, not a curated record. The transcript is spliced from 2 exons. Bases 506 to 1198 code for a protein of 230 amino acids. NCBI's taxonomy places the organism in Eukaryota, Metazoa, Chordata, Mammalia, Scandentia, Tupaiidae.